This is a messenger RNA of Elgaria multicarinata webbii, 8734 nucleotides long. It is a transcript of the gene CREBBP, whose product is annotated as CREB binding protein. The record is from RefSeq and is a predicted model, not a curated record. Gene Ontology annotation, cellular component: nucleus; transcription regulator complex; histone acetyltransferase complex. Gene Ontology annotation, molecular function: chromatin DNA binding; protein binding; histone acetyltransferase activity. Gene Ontology annotation, biological process: positive regulation of transcription by RNA polymerase II. Lineage: Eukaryota; Metazoa; Chordata; Lepidosauria; Squamata; Anguidae.
CGCCAGCACCGCCACGGCGGCGGCGGCGGCGACGCGGAAGGGGUGGCUGGCGGAGCGCGGAGCCCCGGCGGAGCAGGAGCAGGAGGAGGAGGAAGAAGAAGAAGAAGAAGGGGAAGACGACGGGGAGGCGGCGGCUGCGGAGGAGGAGGAGGAGGAGGCGGCGGCGGCAGCACCGGCAGCAGCAGCAGCAGCAGCGAGCCCGCCCGGCCGCGGCCGGAGCAGGGGUUGGCCAUGGCGGAGAACCUGCUGGACGGGCCGCCCAACGCCAAGCGGGCCAAGCUCAACUCGCCCAGCUUCUCCACCCCCGACACCACAGAUUUUGGAAAUUUCUUUGAUUUGGAAAAUGAUCUUCCUGAUGAGCUGAUUCCUAACGGAGAGCUGAAUCUUUUAAACAGCAGUGGGAACCUUGUUCCGGAUGCAGCUUCCAAACACAAGCAACUUUCCAAACUUCUGAGGGAAGGCAGUGGGUCUUCAGUCAACCCAGGACAUGGGAGCGUGAACUCCAGCAGCCCUGUCCCACAAGGUGUCAAUAGCCAAGUCCAAGGGCAGCCAAACAGCGUGAAUAUUGGCAGCCUCGGUGUGAUGGGCACGAGCCCCUUAAACCAGGGAGACGCUGCUGCAGCAAGUCUGGCCAAGCAGGCCGCCAGCACAUCGGGGCCCAGCACCCCGGCCGCUCAAGCCCUGAACUCUCAAGCACAAAAACAGGUGGGGAUGGUGACGGGCAGCCCUGCAGCCUCCCAGGCAGGAGCUGGGAUAUGUAUGAACACUGGCUUCAACCAACCACAUCCGGGUCUUCUCAAUAGUAACUCAGGCCACACUUUAAUGAACCAGGCCCAGCAAGGACAAGGGCAGGUAAUGAACGGAUCCCUUGGGGCAGCUGGAAGAGGACGCGGCGCCGGAAUACAGUAUUCUACCCCCACCAUGCAGGGAAAUGCAAGCAGUGUGCUGGCAGAGCCCUUGGCACAAGUGACUCCUCAAAUGACCGGUCACACAGGCAUGAACACGGCCCAGGCGGGAGCCAUGGCAGCAAAAAUGGGAAUGGCCAGUAACCCAAGUUCCUUCGGGCAGCCGUUUAGUCAAACUGGAGGGCAGCAGCUGGGAGCGGCAGGCGUCAACCCUUCCUUACCAAAUAAGCCAGGCAUGGCAAAUAGCUUGUCUCCCUUCCCUUCAGACAUCAAGAGUGUUUCAGUUACCAGUGUGCCAAAUAUGUCUCAAAUGCAAACCCAGGUACAGCAGGUGGGAAUUGUACCCACACCGGCAAUUGCAACAGGGCCAACAGCUGAUCCUGAGAAGCGCAAACUUAUUCAGCAGCAAUUGGUUCUGCUCCUUCAUGCCCACAAGUGUCAGAGACGAGAACAAGCCAAUGGAGAGGUGCGGCCUUGUGCUCUUCCCCACUGCCGAACCAUGAAAAACGUCCUCAAUCACAUGACGCAUUGUCAAGCUGGAAAGGCCUGUCAAGUUGCUCAUUGCGCAUCAUCACGUCAGAUCAUAUCCCACUGGAAGAACUGUACGCGGCACGAUUGUCCUGUGUGUCUCCCAUUGAAAAAUGCCAGUGACAAGAGGAACCAGCAACCGCUCCUUGGACCCCCAGUUGGUGGAAUACAGAAUUCAAUUGCCUCUGGAACAGGCCAGCCAGCAACUCCUAUGAGUAACCCUAAUCCCAUUGACCCCAGUUCCAUGCAGCGCGCCUACGCGGCUCUCGGCCUGCCCUACGGCAACCAGCCACAGGCGCAGUUGCAGCCGCAAGUGCAAGGCCAGCAACCUGCCCAGCCUCAGGCCCAUCAGCAAAUGAGGACCAUCAAUGCACUGGGAGCUAAUCAAAUGAACCUGGCUGCAGGUGGAAUCACAGACCAACAAGGUAGCAUGCUCCCAGAGACGGCUCUUCCGACAGCACUUGGAGCAGCAAACCCCUUAAUGAGUGAUGGCACUAAUUCUGGCAGUGUUGGAAAUCUCAGUGGCUCUAUGCCAACAGCUGCACCACCUUCCAGUACCGGGGUGAGGAAAACCUGGCAUGAGCAUGUCACUCAGGAUCUGCGCAAUCACUUAGUACACAAACUUGUGCAAGCCAUCUUUCCGACUCCUGACCCAGCCGCACUGAAAGAUCGCCGGAUGGAGAAUCUGGUGGCGUAUGCUCGGAAAGUAGAAGGAGAUAUGUAUGAAUCUGCUAACAGCAGGGAUGAAUAUUACCAUUUGUUGGCAGAGAAAAUCUACAAAAUACAAAAGGAGCUAGAGGAAAAACGGAGGUCUCGUUUACAUAAGCAAGGGAUCUUGGGUAAUCAGCCAGCCUUACAGGCCCCCGGGGCUCAGCCUCCUGGCAUUCCGCAGGUGGCAGCAACCAUGGGACAACCGCAGCCUGUGAGACCUCCCAAUGGGCCGUUGUCCAUGCCAAAUGUGCCUAUGAGCCGCAUGCCGGUCUCUCAAGGAGUGAAACAGUUUAACCCCCUGUCCAUAGGGAACGUCCAAAUGCCUCCGGCAUCGCUAGGGCCUCGUGCAGCUUCUCCGAUGAACCUUCCCGUCCAGAUGAGCAACAUGGGUUCCGUUUCAACGAUGGCUCUGUCUCCUUCCCGGAUGCCUCAGUCACAGAACAUGAUAGGAGCUCAUUCCAACAGUCUGAUGGGCCAGGCCUCUACCCAAAACCAGUUCCUGCCUCAGAAUCCGUUUCCUGCCUCCAGUGGAACUCUGAAUCUCAACAGUGUAGCCCUGGGUCAAUCAGCAGCGCAGGCAGGAGUAUCGCAGGGGCAGGUUCCUGGUGCUGCUCUUCCGAAUCCUGUGAAUCUCCUAGGAUCACAAACUAGCCAGCUCUCCUGCCCUCCAGCCACCCAGCCCCCCCUUCAUCAGCCUGCACCUCCUUUACCCGCGACGGCCGGCGUGCCGCCGGUUCAGCACCAGACCCCACCGGGACUGAACCCUCCACAGCCAGCAGUGCCUGCCCAGCCGUCCACCCCCACCUCCUCUUCUGGACAAGCCCCCACUCCAGCCGCUGGCUCAGCUCCGAAUGCCGCCAGCAUACAGAUGCAGGGCACACCUUUGGGGCAAGCGGCGGCAGCAGCGCAGGCUCAAGGCACCCCACAGCAGCCUCAGACCCCAGGGCAGCCCCCAUCUGUGCCAACCCCACAGCCAUCACAGCAGCAGCCAAUGUCAGCCCAGGCCCCGGGCACUCCACUAUCCCAGGCAGCAGCAGCAAGCAUUGACAACAGGGUGCCUACGCCAGGUUCUGCCGCCAGCGCUGAGGUCAGUGCCCAGCAGCUUGGGCAUGAGGCUCCGAUGCAAGAGAUUAAAGCGGAAGUUAAGACUGAGAAGUCUGAGUCAGACUGUGGAGAUGCUCAAGUGGAGCCAAAGCCGGAGCUGGAGGAGGACAUCCCAGGGCCAACGCAAACCAAAGAAGAAACCAAUGGGGUAGAGGUCAAGCAGGAACCGAUGGAGGUAGAAGGGAGGAAACCUGAGAUCAAAGAGGAGGACGACAGUGGCAGUAAUGGCGCCACCUCACAAUCAACGUCACCAUCCCAGCCACGGAAAAAGAUCUUUAAACCUGAAGAGCUGCGCCAGGCCCUCAUGCCCACCCUGGAGGCUCUGUACCGUCAGGACCCCGAAUCGCUCCCUUUCAGGCAGCCUGUGGACCCGCAGCUCCUGGGCAUUCCGGAUUACUUUGACAUUGUGAGGAAUCCCAUGGAUCUUUCCACAAUCAAGCGCAAGUUGGAUACAGGGCAGUACCAAGAGCCUUGGCAGUACGUGGAUGAUGUCUGGCUCAUGUUCAAUAAUGCCUGGCUUUAUAACCGCAAGACGUCGAGAGUCUAUAAAUUUUGCACUAAGCUUGCAGAGGUCUUUGAACAAGAAAUCGACCCCGUUAUGCAGUCCUUGGGAUACUGUUGUGGACGCAAGUAUGAAUUUUCCCCUCAGACCUUGUGCUGCUAUGGCAAACAGCUGUGUACUAUUCCUCGGGAUGCCGCCUACUACAGUUACCAGAACAGGUAUCACUUCUGUGAGAGAUGUUUCACUGAAAUCCAGGGGGAAAACGUUACCCUGGGUGAUGACCCUGCCCAGCCUCAAACAACAAUAUCAAAAGAUCAAUUUGAGAAGAAGAAAAACGAUACGUUAGAUCCAGAGCCCUUUGUUGACUGCAAAGAAUGUGGCCGGAAGAUGCACCAGAUCUGUGUGCUGCAUUAUGAUAUUAUCUGGCCUUCAGGGUUUGUGUGUGACAACUGCUUGAAGAAAACUGGACGAACACGCAAAGAAAACAAAUUCAGUGCCAAAAGGUUACAGACCACCCGCUUAGGAAACCACUUGGAAGAGAGGGUAAAUAAAUUUUUGCGGCGGCAGAAUCACCCGGAAGCUGGGGAAGUCUUUGUGAGAGUAGUAGCCAGUUCAGAUAAAACAGUGGAAGUGAAACCAGGAAUGAAAUCUAGGUUCGUAGACUCGCGUGAGAUGUCCGAGUCUUUCCCCUACCGAACAAAGGCUCUCUUUGCUUUUGAAGAGAUUGAUGGCGUGGACGUGUGCUUCUUCGGCAUGCACGUGCAGGAGUAUGGGUAUGAGUGCCCACCCCCAAACACCAGGCGUGUGUACAUCUCCUACUUAGAUAGUAUUCAUUUCUUCCGCCCAAGAUGCCUCCGGACUGCUGUUUAUCAUGAAAUCCUUAUUGGGUAUCUGGAAUAUGUCAAGAAACUGGGGUACGUGACCGGCCACAUCUGGGCCUGCCCUCCGAGCGAGGGGGAUGACUACAUCUUCCACUGUCACCCUCCUGAUCAGAAAAUCCCCAAACCCAAGCGGCUGCAGGAAUGGUACAAAAAGAUGCUGGACAAGGCCUUUGCCGAGAGGAUCAUCCAUGACUACAAGGACAUCUUCAAGCAAGCGACGGAGGACCGGCUGACCAGUGCAAAGGAACUGCCUUACUUUGAAGGCGACUUCUGGCCCAAUGUGCUCGAGGAGAGCAUCAAGGAGCUGGAACAGGAAGAGGAGGAGAGGAAAAAGGAAGAGAGCACGGCGGCCAGCGAAACCACGGAGGGGAGCCAGGGAGACAGCAAGAGCGCCAAGAAGAAGAACAACAAGAAGACCAACAAGAACAAGAGCAGCAUCAGCAGAGCCAACAAGAAGAAGCCCAUCAUGCCCAACGUCUCCAACGACCUCUCGCAGAAGCUCUACGCCACCAUGGAGAAGCACAAGGAGGUCUUCUUCGUGAUCCACUUGCACGCCGGCCCUGUGGUCAACACCUUGCCCCCCAUCGUGGACCCGGAUCCGUUGCUGAGCUGUGACCUGAUGGACGGUCGCGACGCCUUUCUCACUUUAGCCAGGGACAAGCACUGGGAGUUCUCCUCGCUGCGCCGCUCCAAGUGGUCCACGCUGUGCAUGCUGGUGGAGCUGCACACCCAAGGCCAGGACCGUUUCGUCUACACGUGCAACGAGUGCAAGCACCACGUGGAGACCAGGUGGCAUUGCACCGUCUGCGAGGACUACGACCUCUGCAUCAGCUGCCACAACAGCAAGAGCCACGAACACAAGAUGGUGAAGUGGGGCCUGGGCCUGGACGACGACAGCGGCAGCCAGGGCGAGCAGCAGUCCAAGAGCCCCCAGGAGUCGCGCCGGCUCAGCAUCCAGCGCUGCAUCCAGUCCCUGGUGCACGCCUGCCAGUGCCGCAACGCCAACUGCUCGCUGCCCUCCUGCCAGAAGAUGAAGCGGGUGGUCCAGCACACCAAGGGCUGCAAGCGCAAGACCAACGGGGGCUGCCCGGUCUGCAAGCAGCUGAUCGCCCUGUGCUGCUACCACGCCAAGCACUGCCCGGAGAACAAGUGCCCCGUGCCCUUCUGCCCCAACAUCAAGCACAAGCUCCGGCAGCAGCAGAUCCAGCACCGGCUGCAGCAGGCGCAGCUCAUCCGCCGCAGGAUGGCCACCAUGACCACCCGCAACGUGCCUCAGCAGAGCUUGCCUUCUCCUACCUCAGCCGCCGCGCCCGGCGCCCCGCCGCAGGCCCCGCCUCAGCCGCCCGGCGCCCCGCCGGCCCCGCAGCAGGCCCCGCCUCAGCCCGCCCCCGCCGGCUUCCCCGGAGCCGCAAGGACUCCAGCGCCACCGCCCGUGUCCACCGGCAAGCCCGCCCAGCCUCCCCCGGGGGCCGCGCCCCCACCGCCCACCCAGCCUCCCCCGGGGGCCGUGGAAGCAGCCCGGCAAAUUGAGAUCGAAGCAGCCCAGCAGCAGCAGCAACAGCAGCAGCAGCAGCAACAACAGCAGCAGCAGCAGCAGCUCUACCGGGUGAGCAGCAACGGCCUGCCUCCGGGGCGGGCGGGCCUGGUGAGCCCGGCGGUGGGAGCGGCGAACCCCAUGCAGCAGGCUGGCGUGAAUGUCACCCGGCCCAACACCGUGAGCGGCCCGGCGAUCUCCCCGCUGCAGCCCGGGCCGUGGCAGUCGGCUCCCCUGCCCGCCCAGCAGCCCGGAAUGGCCCGACCGGUCCUGCCGGUGCCGGCCCAGCAAGCGGUGGCCGGCCCGAGGAUGCCAGGGGUGCAGCCGCCCCCGCCGCCCCGCUGCAUCCCCCCCAACGCCCUGCAGGAGCUGCUACGGACCUUGAAAUCGCCCAGCUCCCCGCAGCAGCAGCAGCAGGUGCUCAACAUUCUGAAGUCGAACCCGCAACUCAUGGCAGCUUUUAUCAAGCAGAGAACAGCCAAAUACGUAGCAAACCAGCCGGGCCUGCAGCAGCCCCAGGCCGCGCUGCAGCCGCCGCAGCCCCCCCCGCCCCCGCCCGCAGGGCUGCACGCUCAGCCGGGCCUGCAGAACAUGAGUGCCAUGCAGGCAGGCGUGCAGCGGCCAGGCAUUCCUCCCCAGCAGCCAGGACUGGCCGGCUUGAACCCCGCUCAGGGCCAGCCCAUCAACAUCAUGAACCCGGCCCACAGCUCCAGCAUAGCCGGCAUGAGCCCCCAGUACAGGGAGAUCCUGAGAAGGCAGCUCCUGCAGCAGCAGCAGCAGCAGCAGCAGCAAGGCGGGGCUGGGAUGGCCGCUCACAAUCAGUUCCAGCAGCCUCCAGGCCCUGGUGGCUAUUCCCAAGCCAUGCAGCAGCAGCGGAUGCAGCAGCAGCAGCAGCAGCAGCAGCACCUCUCCAUCCAAGCAGGGGCCCUGGGCCCAAUGGCUCAGAUGGGACAGCUGAACCCCAUGGGGCAGCCUGGCCUGGGGGCGGACGGCAGCCCCAGCCUCCAGCAAGCGCUGCAGCAGCGGAUCCUGCAGCAGCAGCAGCAGCAGCAGAUGAAGCAGCAGCUGGGCUCGCCGGGCCAGGCCAACCCCAUGAGUCCCCAGCAGCACCUGCUCUCAGGACAAGCCCCACCGGCGCCGGCGGGCGCCCCCCACCUGCCCGGCCAGCCGAUGAGCGCCUCUCUGAGCAGCCAGGUGCGGUCGCCGGCGCCUGUCCAGUCCCCGCGGCCCCAGUCCCAGCCGCCACAUUCCAGCCCUUCCCCCCGGAUACAGCCCCAGCCCUCCCCGCACCACGCCUCGCCCCAGACUGGCUCCCCCCACCCCGGGCUGGCCGUGACCCUGGCGAGCUCCAUGGACCUGGGCAACCCCGAGCAGAGUGCAAUGCUUCCCCAGCUCAACACCCCCAACAGGAACGUCUUGCCCAAUGAGUUAUCCCUGGUUGGCGACACUACAGGAGGAGACACACUAGAGAAGUUUGUGGAGGGCUUGUAGCGUUGCGGGAGGCCCCCCACCCACCCACCCGCCCCGCUGCCGGCCGGACCCCCCUCCCCUCCCCUCCCCUCCCCUCCCUCGGGCUCCUGGACAUUUUGUACUGAAAACGCAGACCUCUAGCUUGAGUGAAGCCCCAAGUGGGACUGGUUCGUCCUACACCCAUGGAAGGAUGAAUUGCUGUUUAAAAACAAAAACAAAGAAUAUAUAUUUUUUUGUUGAAAGCCAGCCGGGGUUGUUAAACUAUCUGGUCUCUCUUUUUUCGUUGUUGUUCUUGUUGUGGGGUUUUUUUUUUUAGGGUUUUUGUUUUGUUUUGUUUUUUUAGUUUUGUUGUUACUGUUGACUUUGCUUUUUUAAAGGGGAAAACAAGUCCAUUAUAUUCAUAUUUUUAUUUGUACUUUCAAGACUAAGCAUUUGCGUUUAACAGAGAAGACAAAUAAUAUUCAGAAACUGUUUCCUGAGAUAAUGCAACAUUCUAAUGUAUCCUGCUAACUUUCUGACGUUUGGCAGAAAGAUUUUUUUCUAUUCUAUACUGAACUCUGCAGGUAUCUGAAGUAUUAUUACCCCUGGAAAAGAUAGGAACGGACUUGUGCACACAGAAACACACGUUGCCGAUGUAGAGAUCGUUGCUUUGUUUCUCUGAUAAAACUGGUUUUAGAUUUACAAAUAAAUAAACAAACACAGGGACGAUCACGUCUUAGGCCAUGCUAAUUUUAACAGGGAAGAAGCAUAUUCUUUUCUUUAAUUCUUUGAUGUGAAACUUGAAAUGAGGAAAAGCAAUUAUAGUGUAAAUCAUGCAAGCUCUAUAAUUACUAUAAAUAUGAAAAAUUCAAGAUUCAAUCACUGUACAGAAUGGGGGAAAGCAAACUCAUUUCUUACUUCUAUAGCAUAUUGUUAAAUAAACUGUGUGCCACAGACAAAAAGGGUGGUCCUUGAAUUCAUGUACAUGGUAUUAACUUAGUGUUUGGAUUUUUUUGUUAUGAAAAAUGCCGUUUUCAACAUUGUAUUUGGACUAUGCAUGUCUUUUUCCAUUGUAUAUAAAGUAUUGCUUAAAAGUGAUAUAAAUUACUGAAGUUUUUAA